This is a messenger RNA of Vicia faba (fava bean), 339 nucleotides long. The record is from the annotation of a GenBank genome assembly. NCBI's taxonomy places the organism in Eukaryota, Viridiplantae, Streptophyta, Magnoliopsida, Fabales, Fabaceae.
AUGCAUGGAGCUCAGGACCUGCACCACCCCCCUCCUCCUGGGACGCCUCCAAUACCUAAAAGCAAACCCAAUCCGCUGUCAACUCCCUCCAAUCCGUUGCUUAACAAUUUCAGAUCGCCACUGCAUCUCCAGCCCAACAACACUUCCUCUCUCCGACCUCACAUCCGCGCCGCCACCUUCGACCGACUCCUCCAACUCCCGCCGCAAAUAGAUCUGCACCGGACAGCCCCCCGCCACCCGCAACCGUCUCCGCGUCGAAACUUAGGUCGGUACCGUCCUUCAUGUUUGGUUCUUGAAAUAUUGGGUUUUGGCGUUGUAUUGCAAAGAGAAGAAAAGUAG